UUCGCGCAUCCACCGGCGCAUAGACACGAAAAUAUAUACAAAAUACUUUUUACAUUUCGAAACUUUUUUCAAUAUGUAAAAGUUGGAGUUUUAAAAAUAGUUUGUUUAAAAAUAAGUCUUUUUAUUUUAGUUUUUUUGGACUUAAAUUAUGAACUUCACAGAUUUAUAGUUAAGUUUUAAUCAAAAUGGAACGGUUUGUGAUUCUGGCUCUAUUGGCCUUCAUUGUAACCUGUCUACACUAUACCUCAGCAGAAGAAACAGUCUUAUCAGAAGUACUAACACCCAAAACUGAGGAACAGACAGACAAACUAAAAAGACAGAGCAGAAGUUACUACGACUACAGAUAUGGAGCCCCACGGCCUAUUUACGAUAGGCUAGAGUACGGCAGACAGGAGUACGACAGGCCUCGCUGCGGACGCUGCGACGAUCGCAGGGACGACGAUGACGACUACGACAGACGCGACCGAUACGAUGACGACAGACGGGGACACAAACCGACGUACGGUAACAGACACGACAAUAAGAAAAACUAUGAUAGCGACGAAGAUAGAUACUCAGACAGAAAAGGUGGGAACAAAAAUGGAACUGACGAAGAUAAUGGAGAUGGUAAAAAUGCGUACGAUGACAAGGAUAGCCGACCGAGUGGAAGCCGACGAGGGAGUGAUAGAGAUAGAGACAGGGAUCGUGGGAGGGACAGGGAUCGCGACAGGAGGAGAGGAGGAGAUCGGUACGAUGAGAGAGACCGAUACAGACCAGACUAUUACGAUAGAUUCCUAAGAGAUCCGUAUAGAGAAAGAGAUUACUACGACGAUUACCGAGGAAGAAGGCCUUUGUAUGAUAGAUAUUAUCCUAGCUAUGAUGAUGGAUUGAGCAGAUACGAUGGUUAUGGAUAUUCAGGAGUUAGAAGACCAGCUUAUGAUGAUAGAGGAUACGAUGACGGGUAUGGGGGCUAUGGACCUAGCGCUGGCAGAGGGCCCCAUGACAGUUUCAGGCCAUGGGAUGAAACCUAUCGUGGUCAAGCGGGUUGGGAUGCGGGUGGCAGAGGCUAUUAUUUUGCAUCUGGCAGGCCUGAUGCUGCGCCAGCCGCCGGCUGGGGUCGCCCUGAGUAUGCAAGACCACAAGACACAGGCUACCAGAGCGCUGGCUACUCCGGUUAUGCAGGCUCCUACCGGGACCCCUACGCCCAAGGCAGUAGUGGAUACACUGCCGGCGCUGGGUACGGCCAAGGAGCCGGCUAUGCCCAGCCAAGUGCCGCUUAUGGCCAAGCUGCGGCCUACGGGCAGAGCUUUGCAGGGUACGGGCAGAGUAGUGGGUAUGGACAGGGGAGCGGGUGGCAUAGUGUGGGGGAGAGGAGACCUUAUAGGGAUGAGAGCUCCGUAAAGAAACUAGAAAACCGCGACAACUACAACCAAGAAACAGGCCGCAAUCAGAACAGCUUCGACCAAUCCAGCAGACAGCCAGCGAGCUACGGCCAGACUUCUAACUACGGCCAGUCCUACCAGCAGGUCUAUGGAAGCAGCAGCACAACUCCUGGCACCAGCUACUUGUUCCAGAGGGAAGAUGAACAGGUCACGGUGAAAGAUGUUGAGACUACUAAGCCGCCAUCUUAGAUUUUUGUAUUCCGUUUUUGAAUUUAGAAUUUUGUGCCCGUUUAAAUGGCAAAAGUAUUGUUUGUGGAAUUUCUUUGAUGAAUUUGAAGAUUGUAAUGAAUGGUAUUGAAAAAAUUAUAGGUUUUUUUUUAUAUUGUAGUGAGUGAUUACGUCAACAAUAUAAACUAUGAACUCACUAGGUAAGGUCAAUGGUCAUAUAUUAUCAUCCUCCGAGCCUUUUUCCCAAUCAUGUUGGGGUCGGCUUCCAUGGUCAUAUAUUAUGAUAAAUCUAAACCUUUCGUUUACAAAAUGCGGCAAAUUACUUAAGGGCUAUUACGCACUGUCGACUAGUCGGCGGCGACUAAGUCCCUCGGCGACCGAAACAUAGGCAGCAAGGCCGGAGACCGAGCCGACAAAGUGCGUAACACCCUAUUUAAACUAAUGAAAGUCACAGUCGCUGGCAACUCGGUCGCCAGCGACUAGUCGACAGUGCGUAUAGGCCCUAAGUCAGUCAACCAUGGAAUGUCUACAAUUCUCUUAAUUAUACAGUACUUAUAACACUGAUCCCCUCAUGAACCAUCUCUAUAGCAAUCAAUAUAUCAUCUUAGUCUGUAUUUUGAUACGAAAGAUAGAGCUCAACCCAAUUUUAUUUUUGAGUUGGAGAUCAAGUUUCGUCGAUUGAGUAUAGAGUAACAAUCUCAAAGUAUUUUUUUAUUUUUAAAUUCAAACUCAAAUAACUAAACAAUUUUAGUUUGAGUUUUAUCAAGAGAUUCAGCACAAAAGACUCAUUAAUUUGUGUGAGGCCGUCGCACUUCGUCACUGAACUACGGCCUUACACAACUAUGCUUAGUACUAAGUGUGUGCUUCCCACAAUUAGACGUAGAGUUAUUUAAUUAUUGAUUACGUAUUAAGUAAUAAAGUAAUUUAAUUAUG
Messenger RNA from Helicoverpa zea (corn earworm), 2522 nucleotides. RefSeq names its product hornerin. The coding region runs from base 186 to 1610 and encodes 474 amino acids. The transcript has 5 exons. Lineage: Eukaryota; Metazoa; Arthropoda; Insecta; Lepidoptera; Noctuidae. The record is from RefSeq and is a predicted model, not a curated record.